Molecule: messenger RNA, 837 nt
Organism: Glossina fuscipes
Lineage: Eukaryota; Metazoa; Arthropoda; Insecta; Diptera; Glossinidae
Gene: EMC10
Product: ER membrane protein complex subunit 10
Exons: 4
Coding region: 66-776 (236 amino acids)
Cellular component (GO): EMC complex
Source: RefSeq, a predicted model, not a curated record
UAUUCUGACAAUCCAUUUAAUGAGUUUGUACUCGACUUGUACUACAAAUUAAAUUGUUUUAAAUCAUGAGAAAAACGGUGAAGGAAUUAACUAUGCAUAUGUUAAUGCUAGCGGCGUUGACUUUUCUUAGUUUAGCUAAGCUCGGAAUGGCAUAUUUGGAGUAUGACGGUUCUAUACAUAUCGAACUUUAUCAUGCCGUAAAUCCGGAGAUUCCUGAUAGUUUUACAUAUCGCGGAAAUAUAACCGUUUCAAAUGUUAAUUCAGGAAUAUCUAGUAUAAAUCAGAAGUCAUUGUUUACUGAUGAAAAAAAUGCAUCCAAGAAAUUUGUGUACAAAAAUGCUUUUUAUCGGCUUAGAGCUACGGUUGUUUAUAUGAGCGGUGCAAGGCGGACUUUUUUAACGGCAAAUAAAUUCUGCAGUUUAAUAAACAACCAGCUAAAUGACGAGUUUUGGAUAUCCAUCGAUGGCAGUGGUUAUGUCAACGCGAUAACAUAUAUGGUGCCGCAAAUGAAUGGCGUUGACGAUUGCCCAGAUUUUGAAUUAGAAUCAUUAAUAUUACAAGACUUUACCACAGAUGUUCUAAUUAAGCAUACUGAUCUCGCUCCGAUACCGGACACAGCAGGUUACAUCCAAAAACUAGAACGUGAGCGUGAAGCCAGACAACGGGGAGAAACGAAAGACACUAGAGGUUUCUUCGCCAAAUACUGGAUGUACAUUGUUCCAAUUGUAUUGCUGAUGUUCAUUUCAGGGGCAAGCAAUCCAGAACAAAACAAGUAAAACUAAGCUGGCUAAAAAAGAAAAUGUGUCUGAAAAGAAUUUUUGUGUUAGCAAGUUAGCA